AUGUCUACACAAUUUAGGAAGUCAAAUCAUAAUAGUCAUAGUAGUAAAAAACUGAAUCCUGCGCUAAAGUCCAAAAUAGACACGCUUACAGAAUUGUUCCCUGACUGGACGAGUGAUGAUUUAAUUGAUAUAGUUCAAGAAUAUGAUGAUUUGGAAACUAUAAUUGAUAAAAUUACUUCCGGCGCAGUGACAAAAUGGGAUGAAGUAAAGAAGCCUGCUAAGAAGGAAAAAUAUGAAAAGAAGGAACAACAACACUCAUAUGUUCCUCAGCAACAUUUGCCAAACCCUGAAGACGAUAUUACAUACAAGAGUUCUAAUAAUAGCAAUUCUUUUACUUCUACAAAGCAUAACACCAAUAACAACUAUACUCAAGGCAGAAAUAAGAAGAAGGUACAAACACCACGAGCUCAUACAACUGGAAAACAUGUCAACAUAGACAAGGGAAAGCAUAUUCCAUCUAAGCCCGUUUCAAAUACUACAUCGUGGGCAGCAGCCGUUUCCGUAGAUACUAAACAAGACGUUCCUCAAGAUUCCAAUAAUAAUGAUGAUUAUGAUGAAGGAUUAGAAGAACAAGAGCAAGAGCAAGAAAAAAUUCAAGAAAAGGAACAAUUAGAAGAACAGCAACAAGAACAAGAACAAAGUACCAAGGAAGAACAAAAAAACACAGAACAACCUUCCUUGCUUUCGAAGAAAACUUCCAAAACCUCUGCUUCCCAACCAAAGAAAAUGUCAUGGGCUGCCAUUGCUACGCCAAAACCAAAAACUGUUAAAAAGACUGAAUCUCCUCUUGAAAACGUUGAUGAGUUGAAGAAAGAACUAAGUGAGAUUAAGAAGGAUGACCAAACGUUGGAAACUAGUGGAGAACAAAGUAAUGAACAAGAUAUCGAAGAGGUGGUAGAAGUUGUGGAAAUUGAGGAAAGUGAAGAAAGAGCCCCUGAAGUGGAUGAAGAAGAAGUCGAAGAAGAGGCAGAAGAAAAUGAACAAGAAAGGGAAGAGGAAGGUGACGUAGAGGAACAAGAGCAAGAACAAGAUAAGAUUUCUUCUCCAGAAGAAGAAGUCGCAGUUGUCGAAGAAAGAGUUGAAAUUAGUGCUGUUAUUUCAGAACCUUCAGCAGAUCAGGUUAACACUGUUUCCCAAUCACAACAACAGCAACAGCAACAACAACAACCUCAACAGCAGCAACAGCCUCAACAACCUCAACAACCUCAACAACAGCAACAACCUCAACAACAACAACAACAGCAACAACCUCAACAACAACAACAACAGCAACAACCUCAACAACCCCAACAACAAGAACAACAACAGCAACAACAGCCUGUACAAGGUCAAGCUCAAGAAGAACAAUUGUCUCAGAACUACUACUCUCAACAGCAACAACAACAAUAUGCUCAGCAACAGCAUCAAUUGCAACAGCAGUACUUAUCUCAACAACAACAAUACGCUCAGCAACAACAACAGCAUCCACAACCCCAAUCACAACAACCUCAAUCACAACAAAGCCCACAAAGCCAAAAACAAGGGAACAACGUGGCUGCCCAACAGUACUACAUGUACCAGAACCAGUUUCCUGGAUAUUCUUAUCCAGGUAUGUUUGAUUCUCAGGGAUAUGCUUACGGUCAACAAUACCAGCAAAUUGCUCAAAACAACGCUCAAUCAAACGGUAACACUAACCAGUAUAAUUUCCAACAAGGUUACGGUCAAGCAGCCGGUAACACUGCCACUGCCGCUAAUUUGACUACCGCAGCAGCUGCCACAGCUUCUCCAGCUACAGCUCACGCCCAACCUCAACAGCAGCAACCAUACGGUGGCUCAUUCAUGCCAUACUAUGCUCACUUCUAUCAACAAUCAUUCCCAUACGGUCAACCACAAUAUGGUGUAGCUGGUCAAUAUCCAUAUCAAUUACCCAAAAACAAUUACAAUUAUUAUCAAACUCAGAACGGCCAGGAACAACAAAGUCCAAACCAAGCUGUUGGUCAACAUGCCGAAGAUUCACAACAAAAACAAUCACAACAAUCACAACAACAGCAAUCUCAAGGCCAACCUCAACCAGAAGCUCAGAUGCAAAAUGGCCAACCUGUUAACCCACAACAACAAAUGCAAUUUCAACAAUAUUAUCAAUUUCAACAACAACAGCAACAGGCUGCUGCUGCUGCUGCUGCUGCUGCACAACAAGGUGUACCAUACGGUUACAACGGUUAUGAUUACAAUUCUAAGAACUCAAGAGGCUUCUAUUAA
This is a messenger RNA of Saccharomyces mikatae IFO 1815, 2238 nucleotides long. It is a transcript of the gene DEF1, whose product is annotated as DNA damage-responsive RNA polymerase-degradation factor DEF1. Bases 1 to 2238 code for a protein of 745 amino acids. Gene Ontology annotation, molecular function: ubiquitin binding. The transcript has a single exon. The record is from RefSeq and is a predicted model, not a curated record. Lineage: Eukaryota; Fungi; Ascomycota; Saccharomycetes; Saccharomycetales; Saccharomycetaceae.